AUGCAUCGUCCUCUUAUUGCGUCCGCACCAAGGAGAGAAAGGGCUAAUCGUCACACCGCCUGUGAUCUAUGUCGGCGAAGGAAAGUCAAAUGCGAUGGUCGACAGCCGUACUGCAAGCGUUGUGCAAACGGCGGAGUGGCCUGGGAAUGCUCUUACAGCGCAUAUGCGGGUCAGAGGAAGAAGCAGAAAUCUUCAUCGAGCAGCGAGUCCCCACCCACAUUCGACGGCGCUGAGAUUAUUACAGACUACCGGGAUCACUUCACGUCCAAUGUACCACUGUUCGCAUCAGUGCCUUAUGAAGUAUCCUCCAAUAUGCUCAUCAAUUCGGAAGCAUUGAUUGGACCACCUGCUGCCGACAUAUUCUCGUUACAGGAUCCUCCUGGCAGUUGCAGUAUCUAUUCCUCAUAUUCAAGUGCUAUAUCCACAGACUUCCAGAACAACAACGCCACAUCGAUAUCGCUGUGCCGCUUGUUCAGUAAUCAAAAUCGCAUGCGGAAUUCCCUCGAUAAAUUUUCAAAUGAUAGAUUCGCUGUGAGAUAUGCAAUCUGUGCCCUCGCUGUAACCGCCAGCCCGCAAUCGUAUGUUUGGAUCAUAUCAGAUCCAAGCGCAACAACGCAUCCAUCCAACUACUCAUCAAUCUUCUACCACGCGGCAAAGAAUACCUUGCAGCAAGAGACCCAGAUGCAAACAUCCCAAGUUCCAUCCCUUCAAGAGCUGCAGGCAACCAUACUGCUCGGCUUGUAUGAGCUGCAUCGCGGUGACUUUGGUCACGCAUGGGUGACUGCAAGCCGGGCAGUUUGGAUUUCCCAAGCACUCCAGCUGCAUAUAUUAGACUCACGCCACACAAUCUCCUCAGUCAACUCUGCAGAUUUAGAAGAUGCCCGCAUGGCAUUUUGGGCAACCAUGGGCCUCGCAGGCUUUAUCUCGCUCGGCGGUCGUGCAAUAGACUCCAUAAAUAUUGUGGAGAUCAGUACCGUGUUGCCACGGCCGCCUGUCGACCGAUUUUUGUCUACUGCUGGGGUAACAAUUCUUAGGGUGUUUCAGAAAGCAGUCUCACGACCCCUGACUGUGGAAGAAGGCAUAUGUGCUGCUAAGGUACUGUUUCCCAGGAUUGUCUCCCAUGUGAAAACUGCCAGUCAGGAGGAAGACCCCGGCUGCCAACCGUACAACUUCUGGACAAACCACCACAAACUACAUCACCUAAUAAGCCAUAUCUUCAAUGGUACGGAGAGUGAGAAUAAGUCCAAGCUGGUCUUGGAUGUUGCGUUGAACGCCAUGUUGGUCGUUCUUCAUGAAGCGCUGAUCAGGAAGAUGUUCACUGCGACACAAUUACGGUCUGACGAAUUGAGGAAUGCAGAGGAAGCGGCUCUCCAGCAAUCGCUUCAAAUUGUCAAUAUAAUUGAGACGGGUGUUCUUUCUCAGGACUCUUGGGCUCGAGUUGCCGUCCCAUGGGCGGCUUAUGUCGCCCUGCAGUCUCUUCAGCAGCGACAAAAGAGGACGUCUUGGCGCAACGUGCAUGAGAUGGAGGGUCAAGUCAUCAACACUCUCGAUGGGUUUGAGAAUGAGGUCAUAUCGCCGUUUACAGAGACAUUCCGACCACCCGAUCCCGCAUUGCAAGUGGAUGCUUUAGUUUUGGACUCGGUCAAUGCGCUCCGCUCGGCAUUAUUGGACUGGAGUAAUGAAAUACCCCUAGCCAGGUUUCUUUCACCGCAGAUUGACGCAGGGUCUGGCGACCUGGAGUAUCAUCAUGGCGAAUGUCUCGUGGGGCUGAUCGAUUUUACUGCCUCGUUCGCGGUCACGUGA
This is a messenger RNA of Penicillium vulpinum, 1803 nucleotides long. Its product is annotated as Zn(II)2Cys6 transcription factor. NCBI's taxonomy places the organism in Eukaryota, Fungi, Ascomycota, Eurotiomycetes, Eurotiales, Aspergillaceae. Gene Ontology annotation, cellular component: nucleus. Gene Ontology annotation, biological process: regulation of DNA-templated transcription. The transcript is spliced from 4 exons. The record is from RefSeq and is a predicted model, not a curated record. Gene Ontology annotation, molecular function: zinc ion binding; DNA-binding transcription factor activity, RNA polymerase II-specific. The coding region runs from base 1 to 1803 and encodes 600 amino acids.